UUAAAAGGGGUGUCUUAGGGUAAAAUAAACAACUAUUACAAAACUUGAUUCAUAAACUGUAAUCUAUUUCAAUAAGAAAAAUAUACAUAAAUAUAAAUACAUCUUUUAUUUAACAAACAUCAGAAUAUUUAACUCUAUACUUUCGGUUGUUUGUUAGAAAAUAAUUUUGGUGUCGUGCAAAUAUGAAAGGACCUUUCCGAUUAAUGAAGUUCUUUUCGCCGAAAAGAUAACCGGAUGUAAGCCCUCACCGAAAAUGGCGCUUUCUUACGGUAAACGAAUGUUGAAGGAAGCCCUUGCAAAGCAAAUAAGUUUCAAGAGAAGGAAAAGACAAUCUCCAGAUGCAGACGCUGAAUUCUUCUGUAACGCAGGGUUUGACAGGGAAGAUUUUGAGGUCAAAUAUAUAUCUGAUUACAAAGGAUUUGGAGUGUUCUCAAAAACACCUUUUGAAAAAGGUGAUUUUUUAUUAGAAUAUGCUGGAGAGAGAAUAAGCAUUGAGGAAGCUGAAGUACGAGAGAGAAAAAAUCCAGCAAACAUGAUGUUUUAUUUCUCUUACAACGGAAAACGACAAUGCAUCGAUGCCAGUGGAGAAUGUAGCCACAUUUGCCAGUAUGUUAAUGAUAACCAUAAUGGAAACUCGGUGAUGAAACUAAGGGUCAUUAAUAAAGUUGCAAGAUUGUGUCUCUUUGCCAAGAAGGACAUUAAUUAUGGAGAGGAAAUAUUGUAUGAUUAUGGGGACAAACAAAGCUUGUGGUGGAGAAAGAAGAAUACUGACUUGGAAGAUCAAUAUUGUUAUGAUUCAGAUUCAGACCCAUUUGAUGUGAACAAAGAAUCUGAAGUGUCAGAUAGUGAAAGUGAUACAUGGGAAGACAAGGAACAUAGUUUUAAAGAUACAUGUAACAUGGAUCAGAUUGGAUCACUAGAGUUAGAUAAUGAAGAGUCCUGCUCCACACCUAUUUUGGAAAUCAACAAGGAACAUAGUUUUAAAGAUACAUGUAACAUGGAUCAGAUUGGAUCACUAGAGUUAGAUAAUGAAGAGUCCUGCUCCACACCUAUUUUGGAAAUCAACAAGGAACAUAGUUUUAAAGAUACAUGUAACAUGGAUCAGAUUGGAUCACUAGAGUUAGAUAAUGAAGAGUCCUGCUCCACACCUAUUUUGGAAAUCAACAAGGAACAUAGUUUUAAAGAUACAUGUAACAUGGAUCAGAUUGGAUCACUAGAGUUAGAUAAUGAAGAGUCCUGCUCCACAUCUAUUUUGGAAAUCAACAAGGAACAUAGUUUUAAAGAUACAUGUAACAUGGAUCAGAUUGGAUCACUAGAGUUAGAUAAUGAAGAGUCCUGCUCCACACCUAUUUUGGAAAUCAACAAGGAACAUAGUUUUAAAGAUACAUGUAACAUGGAUCAGAUUGGAUCACUAGAGUUAGAUAAUGAAGAGUCCUGCUCCACACCUAUUUUGGAAAUCAACAAGGAACAUAGUUUUAAAGAUACAUGUAACAUGGAUCAGAUUGGAUCACUAGAGUUAGAUAAUGAAGAGUCCUGCUCCACACCUAUUUUGGAAAUCAACAAGGAACAUAGUUUUAAAGAUACAUGUAACAUGGAUCAGAUUGGAUCACUAGAGUUAGAUAAUGAAGACUCCUGCUCAACAACUAUUUCGGAAAUCAUUCCACUACAACAACAGUGUGCUGCAGUACCAGUCAUUCAAGAGACUGAAUAUAACAGGAAAGUAUCAGACAAGCAGACUCAUUCAAAGAAAAAGGUUUGGAAAAAGAAGCCUGAUAGAUUCUGCAAGUUUUGUCAUCAGAUUGUUAAAGGUGGAAAACUGAAACGCCAUAUUGAAAGGAAACACAAGACAGACAUAGGGCAAAUAUUAGCUAACUCACCAUCUGUGAAGAAGGAGUACUUUGAUCAAAUAAGGCGGGAUGGAAUUCAUGAGUAUAAUGUUAAACAAAUGGAAAAAAGCCUAGAACCAUCAAUGAGAGAAAGAAUCCCUGUGAAAAAAGAUAGUCUCAGACUCUGUGAGGAUUGUAAGGGUUAUUAUUCAAAUAAGUAUUUUUUUAAACAUAAAUGUCUUGCCCUUAAGCCUACUCCAAUGAAACCUAGUUUGAUGUUAUCAACAAAUGAUGCAGAAAUAAAGAAAGAUACAGAGUUCCAGGCAAUACUGAAUAGGUUUCAUGAUGACUUUGUUGGAAAUUUGUGCAGAACAAAUGACAUAAUUAUAAUGAUUGGUUACAGACACUUCAAUUUAAGAAGACACGAGAAUGGUAAGGAAGAUGAAGUUAGGAAGGUGGUUAUGUCUGAAAUGCGCUCUUUGGCAAGGCUGUAUUCAGAAUUUGAAAUGCAUUGUACAGGAAAAACUGUGGAAGAUAUGCUGUCAAGAACUCAUUUAGAAGAUUUGUGUGAAGCAGUUAACACUUUGACAAAAAGAGAAAACAACUCUGAGAAACAUGGUCUGAAACUUCAUUUAGAUGCAGUGAUAUUAAGAUCAGUCAAGGCACUGAAAGGUUAUUAUGCUUCUAAAGAACAAGAUGACAAAAAAAAAGAGUUAAAGCAUUUCAAAGAUGCAUAUGAAUAUAAGUCAAAAAUUCUUUACCCCAAAGCUAGACAGAUGUGUAUCAACAACUCAUUCGAAAAGGCAAGGAAACCAGCCAACCUGCCAGAUGAAAUGGAGUUGAGAAAAUUAAAGAACUUUAUAGAAAAAGAAAUAGUGGAGAUAACGCAAAACUUCCAUAUUAAAGAUUAUGCUUAUCUCAGAACACUUGUUGUCUCAAGAUUAACUCUUUUCAAUGCAAGAAGAGGAGAAGAAGCAUCCAGGAUGCUUUUGUCUGAAUGGGAUGAUGCUAUGAAGUCGACAUGGCUUCCAGAGGAGCAGGUUGAACAAAUUGAUGACGAGGCUGUGAAAUAUUUAGUAGGGCAAUUUAAACUCUGUUACCUCCAAGGAAAGGGCAAGAAAUUUGCCCCUGUUCUUGUUCCAAAUGACAUUGUUAAAGCAAUUGAUAUUUUGGUGAAAGAAAGAUACAGUUUUGGAAUAUCAAACAGCAACAAACAUGUUUUUGCUACGAAAGAAAGAAGUGGAACUACAUCUCACUGUUCAGGCUGGCAUGCCCUUAGAGAAGUUUGCAAAAAAGCAGAUGUUGCUGUUUUUGUUACUGCAACUAAAAUGAGACACAGACUGUCCACUGUUUAUGCUAGCCUUGACAUGUCAGUUGCCGACCAAAAGAUAUUUUUGGAACAUAUGGGCCAUGAAAAAGACAUCAACAAAGAUAAUUAUCAAUGCCCACAAGGAAUCCGAACAGUUAAAGUUAUGGGGAAAAUGCUUAAAAGUAUUGACAAAGGUGACAUCUGUACCCAUUAUAACAAGAAGUUGGUAGAACCAGUAGAGUUGUCGAGAAGCCAAAAGUACACUGUUUCAAAAGAUCCUAGAAAUACUGAAAAAGCAGAUCUGUCCUGUGAGGAUGAACAAACAGAAGAUGGGCGUGAAAAUUCGAUGAAAGAUGAUGGACAUUUUCAAGUGAAAGAUGCUGAGCCAGUGAUAGAUGCGGAGCCAAAAAAAUCGGGGCAUCAAGUCAAGUGGACUAAGAAAGAUACUGCUUUACUCAAGGACUUUUUUGGGUCAUGCAUUUUCAGUAGGGACGUAAACAAUAAGGGGCAGUUACCAAGUAAGGAGCAGAUUAAAGAUUUUAUCAACAAGUAUAGGCCAGAAUCGCUGUCUGACCUACCAUUUCAAGAACAAUACCUGAAAACACGUGCAAAACUUUUUAAUGAAAGAAAAACUGUUAGGUUAACAAUACAGAAAAAAAUAAAAAAUAUUACAUGUUCUAAGUAAAAACCUUGUCACGUAUG
Molecule: messenger RNA, 3837 nt
Organism: Ruditapes philippinarum (Manila clam)
Lineage: Eukaryota; Metazoa; Mollusca; Bivalvia; Venerida; Veneridae
Exons: 22
Coding region: 254-3820 (1188 amino acids)
Molecular function (GO): DNA binding; protein binding
Source: RefSeq, a predicted model, not a curated record